AAACGUGAACGCGAAUCGUGGAAACAUGUCUGCCGUUUGUGUAUUUUGACGUAAAUAUUGGCCAAAAUAUCACUGUGAUUGCAAAUAAUUUGUGUUUUUUCAGUGCUAAGUUGAUUUUAUAAUGUGUGUGUGAUUGUGCUGUGAUCUGUUCAUAUGAGGCUGCUAUAUAAAACUGGUCCGAUGGAUUCUCUCCGAAAAUGGUUCCGCAAACCAAAGAGAGAGGACCAAUCGUUACUGGCGCAGUUCUUCUUUGCGGACGACGCGCUCAACAUCAUCGCGUCCGAGCUGGACUCCUUUGACGGCCGCAAGGACCCGGAGAGGUGCUCCACGCUCGUUACUCAGCUACGGCUCGCACAGGAUCGCGUGUUGAACGUGACGAGCCAGAUAAUGGACGAGGUACUGGGCGAGGAGCGAGUGGCGCGCGGCUUCCGAGUUAAGUUCCCGGAGGACGUGCUGCAAGACAACCUCGCGGGGCAGCUGUGGUUCGGCGCAGAGUGUUUGGCGGCGGGUUCAUCAAUCAUGAAUCGCGAGGAAGAAUCAGCUGCAAUGCGUCCGCUUGCGAAGGCGCUCACCCGCAGCCUAGAGACAGUGCGCUCGCUGCUCCGAGAACAGUGCCUGCGCUCCAGGGACCUCGCGCUCUCCCCACACGACGACAUGCUGCACGAGAGUCUACGGAUAUUUGAUAGGUUGUUCGCGGAAUUCGAACUGUGCUACGUAAGUGCCAUGGUGAAUGUGAAGACUCCUCACGAGUUCGAGGCGCAGCAGCUGAUCUGCGUCCUUUUCUCUGAGAGUCUUCGGAGAGCAUUAAAACAAGGAUUGCUCACACAGGAACAGGUUGAUUCUUAUGACCCGGCUCUGAUGUUCGCUGUGCCCCGACUGGCCAUAGUUAGCGGUCUGCUCAUCUACUCCAGUGGACCACUCAGUAUUGAUAAACCACCUGAAGAAAUGUCGGACAUGUUCCGUCCGUUUCGCACUUUGUUGCACAAGAUCAGGUCUCUUCUGUGGACGCUGGACCGGCGCGAGCUGAUGGCGUUGGAGAGACUGCUCUGCACCAACGAGGAUAUCUCCAACCUUGCAGGACUGGACUUGCCACAGAGUGUAGAAACACUGACUGACUCAACUUGUCACUAUCCGGACAUCGGAGAGUUUGUAUCCAAGUUCUAUGCCGACCACGCACACUGCCGCGACCUGUACUCCACACAAAGCUCUAGUGAACCGACAAUAACAGACGCUGACUACCUCCCUGAUAAUAUAGAAGUUAUGACCCCAAUUAUAGAUGGACUGAGACGACUCACUGAAGAUACUGAAGAUACACAAACUGACGAAGAAACUAUUGACUCAAAGAACAACGACCAUCGACAUUAUUCUGACACAACAAGUACUGAUACAUUCCAGACCAAUGAUAGCAAAGAUGUAGUAGAAAAAUCUAGAAAAACAAGCAGAACGGAAACCAACGAUCUAUCUUCAUUAAGAAAUUUAUCAACCAAUGGACUAAUGAUGUUCGAUCCUCUAGUUAUUAACGCAGUGUCCGCAUCGACAUCCACAGAAACUAAUCGACAAUUACCCGAUAACGAUUUAGUCACAUCACUAAACGAGCAAGUUACAGAAAUAGCGGACAGAUUAUCAUCGAUAGCGACAGAUAUCGAUAUCCAAGAACACAAUCAGACGCAUUCGCUAUCGACAAACGAUGUCCCAACUCUAAUAUCGACUGAGGAUUCAGAUUUUGGGUUUUCGGGGCCUAGAAAUGAGCCUUUAAGUUGUAUGCCGUCAACUAGUCACGGCUAUCUCAUACCUAACGCGAUAAGUCAGGAGCCUGUCGUUCUUGCUUCUUUGUCACAUAACAACUCUGCAGUUUUCAAUCAAGAAGACGAAGAAGUGACAGGUGUUAUACUAAAUUCUGAUAUACCAUUAAUAAUGCCAGAUAAUAUCGAAGCAGAAAUAGUCAACACUAAUAUUUGUAUAGCAAACGCUAACCUAUCAUCAUUAUUACUAACGAAUGAUGAAUUUAGACAGAAUUUCGUCGAAAAUAAUGAUCUAGAUGCGGAUAAUGCUAGUUUUCAUUCUGCAAAAAUGAGUCUAGAUAGAGAUGAAAGAGUUAAAUUCAUGCUAGGCUAUGAAAGUGAACACGAAUCACCAGUAGAUUCAGGUGUCAGUACAGAAAAUACUAGUUUAGACAGAUCACCGGAUACAGAUCAGAGUAAAGAUAAUUUCAUGCAACAGAACAGGGUAAUAAAAGAACUGGAUGAAGAGAGAAGAGAAGAUAGAAUCGAGAACUAUCUAGAAAGAUCUUUUUCCACCGACGAUACUAUCAAACAAGCUGGACCCUCAAAUAAUGUAGAUAUAGAUAGAAUAAGUUCAGAAGAAGAUGGUUUAAAUGAAGCGACGAAUGUAAAAGACUUAGACUGGACCAAUACAGAACAGACUUCAAAAGAUUCGACAAAAGAAUUGAGAAGGAGUUCAGAAGUAAAAAACGUAGAAGAGAGUAGAAGUACGACAGAGUUGGCGACGCACAGCGGGAGACAGAGGAAGUCGAGGAAGAGUUCUAAGAAUAAAAAGAAGAAGAUGUGGCCGCCGGGUAUCGUGAUAUUGGACAAUCGGAAUACUCAAGCUCAGAAUCCUUUGAGACUGAAUUUGGACCAUAUUAUGGAUGAAAGUGGUACAUCUUGCGGUACAUCCGAGUGCGCGGACGACGAGCAGAUAGCGCUCGCUCUGCAGGCGCAGGAGUUAGCCGCCAGACAACAAGCCAGGGGGAAGUUCAAAUCAAGUGAGGACUUGAUUCACCGUCUGUUUGUCUGCAUCGCGGGAGUGGCAGACCAGUUGCAGACUAACUUCGCAGCAGAUUUGAGGAAUAUCCUUAAAUCUGUCUUCCUAAUGAAUCAAACCCCGGAUCCGCCUGAAGAGGAACCAGCCUCAUGUGACCCCUCAGACAAGGGGAACGCUAUCGAAUACGAGGUCUCCGAAGAUCAGGUUAUACAGAAUGGCAGUUCAUUCGACAGCGUGUACUCAGCAGAAGAAGUGUACGCGGACAGUUCUGACUCUUCACCCUCGGAGUCGAGUCUCGCUCCUCGCAACACUCUCACUGCUGCAAGGGACAGGGAGACGAGACGUAACUCAUUGGAUGUCACCAAUCUACAGCCUUCUGUCUCUACUGGAGAUUUAACUUAUAGAGAUGAGGAGCGGGGGGCGACGGGUGCGGGGGGUGUUGGGGGUGCGGGGGGUGCGGGGGGCGUGGAGCGCGCGCCCGAGUGGGUGCCGGACAUCGCGGCGCCCGCCUGCAUGCGCUGCGCCGCGCACUUCACCGCCUUCCGUCGCCGCCACCACUGCAGGAACUGCGGUAAAGUGUUCUGUGCAUCGUGCAGUUCUAACUCCAUUCCUCUGCCACGGUAUGGUCAGAUGAAGCCGGUGAGAGUCUGUGAGGAGUGCUAUCAGAGUACGAGACGUCCUCACACACCUCACAGUCAUCAUCGGUGAGACAACACACAGCUAUAGGUCUAGACUAACGAAGUAAAAACAGGUUAAAUGCCAGUAAAAAACUAUAGCAAAGGCACAGGUUCAACAGGUUAAAAAAAUCUACUACAUUUUAGCAAAGCAAGAGGUUAAAUAAAGCAAGUUAUUAACAAUAGUGAAGCAAUAAAGAGUUAAAUAUUAAAAAAAAUACG
Molecule: messenger RNA, 3659 nt
Organism: Papilio machaon (common yellow swallowtail)
Lineage: Eukaryota; Metazoa; Arthropoda; Insecta; Lepidoptera; Papilionidae
Product: lateral signaling target protein 2 homolog
Exons: 14
Coding region: 154-3471 (1105 amino acids)
Cellular component (GO): early endosome membrane
Molecular function (GO): metal ion binding
Source: RefSeq, a predicted model, not a curated record